Molecule: messenger RNA, 261 nt
Organism: Macroventuria anomochaeta
Lineage: Eukaryota; Fungi; Ascomycota; Dothideomycetes; Pleosporales; Didymellaceae
Exons: 2
Source: RefSeq, a predicted model, not a curated record
AAGAUGGUCCUCGCUCUUGCGAUCGAUUGGCUGGUGGCUUUCAUGAAUCUGGUCGCUCUUCUAUCCGUUCCGAUGUUCGUGACGAGAUCGCAACACUGCUAUGGGGCUACAUGCGCCAUCAUGAAGAUUAUCAGUACAGUACUUACUACCUCCAAUUUCACGAACUGGGCGGCUACUGCAACAGUUUGGGGAAUUCGAAUCUCAAAGUCUACGGCCAACGUCGAAACACUUCUGCCUCCAAUGGACGAGGAGAUACCUUAA